CGGUGGCGGCGACGGCUGUGGUGAAGGAGGAGGAGCCGGAGCCGGAGCUGGCACCCAGGGCCGAACCAUGGACGAGGAAUACGACGUGAUCGUGCUGGGGACCGGCCUCACCGAAUGCAUCCUGUCUGGCAUCAUGUCAGUGAACGGCAAGAAGGUGCUGCACAUGGACCGGAACCCCUACUAUGGCGGGGAAAGUUCCUCCAUCACACCCCUGGAAGAGCUGUAUAAGCGUUUUCAGUUCCUGGAGGGGCCCCCUGAGUCCAUGGGCCGUGGCCGAGACUGGAAUGUUGACCUGAUCCCCAAAUUCCUGAUGGCCAAUGGGCAGCUGGUGAAGAUGCUGCUGUACACAGAGGUGACGCGCUACCUGGACUUCAAAGUUGUCGAAGGCAGCUUUGUCUACAAAGGGGGCAAGAUCUACAAAGUGCCAUCCACGGAGACCGAAGCCUUGGCUUCCAAUCUGAUGGGCAUGUUCGAAAAGAGGCGCUUCCGCAAGUUCCUGGUGUUUGUGGCAAACUUUGACGAGAACGAUCCCAAGACCUUCGAGGGGGUUGAUCCCCAGACUACUAGCAUGCGUGAUGUCUACCGGAAGUUUGAUUUGGGCCAGGAUGUCAUUGACUUCACUGGCCACGCCCUGGCGCUCUAUCGCACUGAUGACUACUUGGACCAGCCCUGCUUGGAGACCAUCAACCGCAUCAAGCUAUAUAGUGAGUCCUUGGCCCGGUAUGGGAAGAGCCCAUACUUGUACCCGCUUUAUGGCCUCGGUGAACUGCCCCAGGGAUUUGCAAGAUUGAGUGCCAUCUAUGGUGGGACAUAUAUGCUGAACAAACCCGUGGAUGACAUAAUCAUGGAGAAUGGCAAGGUGGUGGGUGUGAAGUCAGAAGGAGAGGUGGCCCGCUGCCGGCAGCUGAUCUGUGACCCCAGUUAUGUCCCAGAUCGGGUGCGGAAGGCGGGCCAGGUGAUCAGGAUUAUUUGUGUCCUGAGCCACCCCAUCAAGAACACCAACGACGCCAACUCCUGCCAAAUCAUCAUCCCCCAGAACCAGGUCAACAGGAAGUCAGACAUCUACGUGUGCAUGAUCUCCUACGCGCACAACGUGGCUGCGCAGGGCAAGUACAUCGCCAUUGCCAGCACUACGGUGGAGACCUCGGAGCCUGAGAAGGAGGUGGAGCCGGCCCUGGAGCUGCUGGAGCCCAUAGACCAGAAGUUUGUGGCUAUCAGCGACUUGUAUGAGCCCAUUGAUGAUGGCUCAGAGAGCCAGGUGUUCUGUUCCUGCUCCUAUGACGCCACUACCCACUUUGAGACAACCUGCAACGACAUCAAAGACAUCUACAAACGCAUGGUAGGCUCGGCGUUUGACUUCGAGAACAUGAAGCGCAAGCAAAAUGAUGUGUUCGGCGAAGCUGACCAGUGACUGCCGCCACCGGGCUGGGCCGGCUGCCUGUCUCUGGCUCCCUCUGCUCCCUACCCCAGUACCCUUCACCCCCCUCAACGAUUUACUAACCAAAUCCUUAACCUGAGCGGUGGCUUGGGAAGUGGGGGUUUGGGCAGCAUUCUUUCUUGGCCAUUCCUUUAUCCUGGAAAAAGAGGGCUCCUCCCUCGUGUGUGUCUCUCCUCACCCUGAUUCUUCUGCUGUUUGGGAAGAACGUGGAGGAAAUGCUGGCUUUUGGUCCCAUUGCUCUUACUCCCCUCGUAGUGGCCUUCAGAGAUAUCCUCCCCCUCCACCCCCAGUCUUGUGUGUGUUGGAAGAGAAGGGGCCCUCCCAGCACAAAGUUGCAUUCCCUGUAAUUUAUUGUAAUUUAUUAACCUUGGUCCCACUGGAGGAGCUGGUGUUGAGUCAGCCCAGCCGGCCUUCAAGAGGGGAAGCCAGGCCAGGUGGCUGGAGGUCCAGGUUGCUUUUUGUUUCUUGCCUGUUCGUCUGUGCCCUCUGGUAGUUGCUGAGAGAAAACAAGCAAUUUGAGCCAAGCAGAAGGAGGUUGGAAAUGGAGCCCCACCCUGUGCCCCCUCCAGUCCCCUUUUCCUUAGUGGUGGAAACCCCAGCCCUGCAAAGCGAAUGUGCCCCCUCCCCGAGCUCUAGUGUACCUCCAGACCAAGCAUCCAAUAAACCUGUGUUGAAACCCGA
Echinops telfairi (small Madagascar hedgehog) is the source of this 2119-nucleotide messenger RNA. It is a transcript of the gene GDI1, whose product is annotated as GDP dissociation inhibitor 1. The transcript is spliced from 11 exons. Gene Ontology annotation, biological process: vesicle-mediated transport; protein transport; small GTPase-mediated signal transduction. Lineage: Eukaryota; Metazoa; Chordata; Mammalia; Afrosoricida; Tenrecidae. Gene Ontology annotation, cellular component: cytoplasm. Bases 68 to 1411 code for a protein of 447 amino acids. The record is from RefSeq and is a predicted model, not a curated record. Gene Ontology annotation, molecular function: Rab GDP-dissociation inhibitor activity.